Neoarius graeffei (lesser salmon catfish) is the source of this 5028-nucleotide messenger RNA. RefSeq lists its product as uncharacterized. Lineage: Eukaryota; Metazoa; Chordata; Actinopteri; Siluriformes; Ariidae. Gene Ontology annotation, biological process: DNA integration. Bases 1 to 5028 code for a protein of 1675 amino acids. The transcript is spliced from 4 exons. Gene Ontology annotation, molecular function: nucleic acid binding. The record is from RefSeq and is a predicted model, not a curated record.
AUGGAGGAGGAAAUGCAACAAUUGAGAGACCGGAUUGCCCAGUUGACUGCUGAAAAUGAGCGCCUCAGUCAAUGGCCAGCUACUGACUCGGGACAACCACAGAAGGCAGCUGCAGAGCCUACUCCAAUACCUCAGGUGGGUGCAGAGCGCGUUGUAGUCAUCCCUAGAGACCGUAAGUGUCCAAAAUUUAAUGGUAGGACAGGGCUUAAGAUUGUCGAAUGGAUUGAAGAAGUGCAGGCUUGUAUGCGGUCUAAACGGUUGCCUCUCGUUGAUCAGGCUGACUUCAUUUAUGAUCAUUUAGAAGGUGAGGUGAAAGAUGAGAUCAAGUACCGCCCUCCUACCGAGCGAAGAGACUCUGAGAAGAUUUUGGAUGUUUUGCGAGAGCUUUAUGGUUGUAGCCAAUCCUAUGUAACACUACAGCAAGCCUUUUUCUCCUGGCAACAGCAGGAGGGUGAGACGUUACAAGAAUUUUCUUUAGCCCUUAUGGAUUUAAUGGAUCAGGUUCAGAGACGUGCGCCUAAUGGUGUGCCCAACUCUGAAGUUCUUCUUCGUGAUCAAUUUAUCGAACAUGUUUUGGACAAUAGCCUUCAUCGAGAGUUGAAGCAGUUCGCUCGGCGUACACCUGAAGCAACACUCUUGGAAGCGCGUAAAGAAGCCAUCAGGUGGGAACAGGAAGGACUUCCUGGUGGAGCUAGGGCGCGAAGCUUUUCCUUGCCAGCUGCUUAUGGCGUACAAUAUGGCAUGCAAGGCCGUUCCCCCAUAGCCUCUUCGGCGCCCGCAGCAACCAGUGAUUCCGAGUGGAAAGAACUCUUCAAAAAGCAACAGGAGCAGCUAGAUUGGCUAACACAAGCAGUGGCUUCCCUACAGCAGGCACCAGUGCAGAGUCGCCCCCCACGCACUGGGCCUUUGAUAUCAGUCGGGAAACUGAAACCCACUGAGCUGCCGAGCCACAGCUCAGUUGGGGUCUUUGCUGGCUCCUCCCGAGGUGAGGUCUCCACUCUCAUGUCAUCAUGUCCAACUCUUGAUGUUGUCAUUGGUGGGGUGUCGGUUCCCUGCUUGUUGGACACUGGUUCAAUGGUGUCCACAGUCACCGAAAGUUUCUUUUUGCGUCAAUUCAAGCCUUGGGGUCAGGAGCGCCUGCAGUCUUGCCAUUGGCUACAACUGAAGGCUGCCAAGGGCCUAGCUAUUCCCUAUAUAGGCUACUUGGAAUUGGAUGUCGUUUUGUGCAGCAAGGUAGUACCACGGUGCGGAGUGUUGAUUGUGAAGGAUCUACAGGGCGGUCCACCCGGUGUCCCUGGGGUCAUCGGAAUGGAUGUGAUCAGCCGGUGCUACCAAGAACUUUUCGGCGCCCAUGGUCUGGCAUUGUUUCGUUCUCCGUCUGUCUCCCGGGCCCCAGGUCCUGUCAUCGAGGCUUUACAGCGUUGCCACCAAGCCGCGGUUCAUGUCCCAUCAGUUCGAUCUGGGGCUGUUCGUGUGAGGGGUCCACAGGCAGUCCGGAUCGGCAGUGGGACUAUGCGGUUCAUGGCUAGCACCUGUUCCGAGCAGCUUUCAGGUCAGACCACGCUGUUUGAGCCAUUAGAGUCGGGAUUGCCGGCUGGGUUGCUGGCUUCACCCUGUUUAGUGCAGGUACAUCAGGGCACCGCAUUCGUACCUGUGGUGAACGUUGGGGUGACCAAUGUAUUGCUUUGCCCACGUGCCAACUUGGGGUCUCUCACCAGUGCCGAGAUAGUCAGCCUGCCCGCUGGAGUUUCAGAGGUUCCAUCUGCUUGGGUGGCGCUUUCCUCCCAAGUAGCAUCAGUGGAUCCUGCGGAUCGGCUGGCUAACGUGGACCUGUCUGCCCUGUCAGAACAGGAGCAGGUUGAGGCUAGGAGCCUGUUGACUCGUUACCACACAGUGUUCUCCACCCAUGAGGGUGACCUGGGAUGUACACAGCUAGUGUUUCAUAGCAUUCCGUUAUUGGACGAAGCCCCUGUUCGGCAGCGAUACCGGCGUAUUCCACCUUCAGAUUAUGAUGCAGUCAAGGCCCAUAUAAAUCAGCUAGUGGAGUCGCAGGUCAUUCGGGAGAGUAGCAGUCCGUAUGCCUCGCCCAUUGUCUUGGCUAAAAAGAAAGACGGUAGCCUGCGCAUGUGCGUAGAUUACCGCUUGCUGAAUAGCAAGACACGGAAGGACUCCUUCCCCCUACCUCGAAUUGAGGAGAGCCUGGAUGCCCUAGCUGGGGCCCAGUGGUUCUCCACGCUGGACCUGGCUAGUGGCUAUAACCAGGUCCCGGUCUCGGAGCAGGACAGGCCCAAAACGGCAUUCUGUACCCCAUUUGGUCUAUUCGAAUGGAACAGGAUGCCUUUUGGGCUUUGUAAUGCUCCGGGUACCUUCCAACGCCUCAUGCAGAGGAUGUUUGGGGACCAGCAGUGCCAGUCCCUCCUACUUUACCUGGACGAUAUUAUCAUCUUCUCCUCUUCCGUCCAACAGCACUUGCAACGUCUGGAGACAGUGUUGGGCCGUCUUCAUAAUGAGGGGUUAAAGGCCAAGCUGGAAAAAUGUGCUUUCUUCCGAAGACAGGUUAACUAUCUUGGACAUGUGAUAUCCCAUGAAGGGGUCGCUACCGAUCCAGCAAAGAUCGAAGCAGUGGCAACUUGGAAGCGUCCCAGUCAUGUCUCCGAAUUGAGGUCUUUUCUUGGCUUUGUGGGAUAUUACCGCCGGUUUGUGGAGGGCUUCUCUAAACUGGCCGGCCCGCUGCACAAGUUGGUUGCUGACCUCUCCAAUGGGAAAGGCAAGCGGAGGGCUAGCCAGGACUUGGGGACCGCUUGGACAGGGCAGUGCGAGGAUAGCUUUGAGGCUCUGAAGGCUAGGCUGGUCUCCGCACCCAUCCUGGCUUAUGCCGAUUUCUCCAAGCCUUUCAUUUUAGAGGUUGACGCCAGCCACAGUGGCCUUGGCGCCGUUCUCUCCCAAGAACAGGAUGGGGCCGUCCGUCCGGUGGCUUAUGCCAGCAGAGGUCUUAGGCCCACGGAGCGUAAUAUGAGUAAUUAUAGCUCUAUGAAGCUAGAAUUUCUCGCACUCAAGUGGGCCAUGACCGAAAAAUUUAGAGAAUACCUCCUGGGCCAGCAAUGUGUAGUAUUUACGGAUAACAACCCUCUGAGCUACCUGCAUUCCGCCAAGUUGGGGGCCACAGAACAUCGGUGGGCUGCCCAGCUGGCUGCCUUCAAUUUUGAGAUUAAGUACCGGUCGGGCCGUAGCAAUAAGAACGCCGAUGCCCUAUCCAGACAGUAUAUGUCUGGGGCCAGUCUGGGAGAGUAUGUGUUGCCGGGCACCGUCGUACCUACUGCCUUGCAGCAACUGCCGGUGUUGCCAUUGGAGUCAGUAACACAGUGCUCCAUGUCCGUGUUCCCCCAACGUUCAGCUCAGGAGAUUCAGUUCCUCCAAGAAGCUGACCCUGUGUUGGGGUCUUUGCUAAUGUUCUGGCGGAGGGGCACUCUACCCACACCAGAGGAGAGACUGGUGGCUUCAAAGCGAGUAUUGGGCUUUGUGAGGCAAUGGUCUCGUCUGGUGGAACAGGAGGGUGUACUAUAUCGUCGAGUCUUCAGGCUGGACGGGAAGGAGGAAUUUCUUCAGGUUCUUUUGCCCGCUACCCUUCAAGGGGAGGUCCUACAGCAGCUUCACCAAGAUCACGGCCACCAGGGAGUGGAGCGCACAGCCGAGUUGGUGCGGCUGCGUUGUUUCUGGCCGGGUCUGUUGUCGGACAUCCAGCAAUGGUGCCGGGAAUGUAGCCGGUGCCAGCUGGCGAAAGAUUCUGGUUCUGCUUCAUACAGCUUCAUGGGCCACCUUCUCGCUUCCAGGCCUAACGAAAUCCUGGCAAUCGAUUUCACCCAGCUGGAGCUAACAACGAAUGGGGUGGAAAAUGUACUUGUCAUGACUGACGUAUUUAGCAAGUACACACAAGCUGUGCCCACUCGUGACCAGCGGGCCCAAACUGUGGCCCAGGUACUGCUGCACAAGUGGUUCUAUCGGUUCGGGGUGCCGAGUCGCAUUCACUCCGAUCAGGGCAGGUCGUUUGAGAGCGGGCUUAUUCGGCAGCUUUGUGAGCUGUACGGUGUCGCGAAAUCCAGGACCACCCCGUAUCAUCCUUCAGGUAACGGACAAUGUGAGCGGUUUAACAGGACCCUCCAUAACCUGCUCCGGACCAUACCCACCACUCGAAAGCAUGACUGGGUGUCGUGUCUUCCGCAGGUAGUGUACUGCUAUAACACCACUCCUCAUCCUACUACAGGAGAGUCUCCGUACUUUCUUAUGUUUGGACGAGAGCCCACCCUUCCUAUUGACUUCCUUCUGGGGAGGGUUCCCGAGCCAGUGCCAGGGACAGUCCAGAAUUGGAUUCUCGAACAUCAAACUAGGCUGAGAUUGGCCUUCCAAGGGGCUCGAGACCGGCUAGUGGCUGCAGCGGAUCGGCGGAAGGACCGUCAUGAUGGUCAGGUUCAGGAGGGUCCUCUAAGGGAGGGCCAACUGGUUUACAUGAGGGAUCAUAGCGUCAGGGGUCGAUGCAAUCUCCAGAAAGCCCAUAAUGUCCAUCGUGAUCAGUUGAAACCACAGUUCCCCUUGGCUUACGCCGCACCGUUGCCCGAGGUUCCAUCUUCGAGUGUUGCUGCUCCCCCUGGUGAGCAGUCACAGGGGGAGGAACAACUCGUACUCGUGAUCCGUGACCCACCACCGAUCGUGGUUGCAUCCCCAACCCGUGGGUCCCCACCUCAAGUUGCGGACCAUGACCCUUUCACUGCUGUCGCUCAUCCAGUGCUUGGGUCCCCACCCCAAGCUUUGGCGUCUUCCUCUGGUGCUGUAACCGGCGAUGCUGAGUUGGGAACAACCUCAGCAGCCCAGCGACGUACUUCCCGCUCCACAGCAGGACAGCACUCCAAUGUGCACCACCUUCCAAGGUCGGUAAUUCGGCCAAACGAACUGCUUUCUCCACCCUCGAUGGCUGAAACUAGCUCCACCGCUCCAGGGGCUAACAGUCCUGUGGGUGCAGAGGCAUCGCCAUAG